Messenger RNA from Ceratosolen solmsi marchali, 1547 nucleotides. RefSeq names its product pro-neuregulin-3, membrane-bound isoform. Gene Ontology annotation, molecular function: epidermal growth factor receptor binding; receptor ligand activity. Gene Ontology annotation, biological process: epidermal growth factor receptor signaling pathway. Lineage: Eukaryota; Metazoa; Arthropoda; Insecta; Hymenoptera; Agaonidae. The transcript has 8 exons. The coding region runs from base 66 to 1421 and encodes 451 amino acids. The record is from RefSeq and is a predicted model, not a curated record.
GACGACGACGAAGACGAGGACGAGGACGAGGACAAGAACGAGAGAAGAGAAGACUACGUCGACCGAUGCCGAUCGCCGGUACGGCGACUACUCGCUGCUUGUCCUCGGCCGCUGGCAUGCUGCGCUUCCUCGCUAGACUCUCAGGGAGGCGGCGGCACGUGCGUCGCUUUAGGAGCUGCCUGGACUCCUCCGGGCCAGGUGCUACUGCCGCAGCCGGCCAGCGUGUAGCCGCGGCAGCAGCAACAGCGGCAGCAGCAGCAGCAGCAGCAGUCAUGGAUCCUAAUCAGCGGCAGCAGCAGACGUCCACGGAGCAGGACGACGAUCGGCCGUACUGCUUCCGAUGCCGCUGCCGCUGCUGCUCUUGCAGCUUCCUCGGCCUCGUCGACGAGGACGACGUGGAAACGGUAGCUAAAGCAUCACUACCUCAUAGAACGGCGACGAGCACGUGCAACAACAACAGCAACAGCAGCAACAUCAACAACAUCAACAACAUCAACAACAACAACAAUAUCAAUGGGAGGACCAGCACCACUAGGACAUCAACGACGGCGAGGGCGGCGACGACACGGACAGCGACGACAGCGACGACAGCGACGACGGCGACGACGAGGAGGAAAGCGACGACAAGGAGGAAAGCGAUAACCGCGGCCGACAAUGUACGCUGUAGGAGGCCACCGUACGGGACGACGUCGUCGACAAACGCGUCAUCAACUCCGCCUGGGGAUAAGGACAUCCUGAGUAGAAGGCCGCCUGAACGCAGCCGCCGACUCGGCACACUCGUACCACCUUACCUGGCCACCCUGCUCAUACUAUACUACGGCCUCGUCGGCAUGGCAGACGCGUGCUCGUCGCGCUCGACGCCCAAGCCGAGGCCACCGACGCCGACGCCGCGACCCAACAUCACAUUCCACAUGUACACGUGCCCACCGGACUACGCGGAGUGGUACUGCCUCAACGGGGCCACGUGCUUCACCGUCAAGAUUGUCGACUCGCUGCUCUACAACUGUCUCUGCGCGAACGGCUACAUCGGCCAGAGAUGCGAAUUCAAGGACCUCGACGGCUCUUACCUACCGUCUCGGCAACGCGUCAUGCUCGAAACUGCCAGCAUUGCGGGUGCCGUCACGAUAGCGGUUUUCCUCGCCGUCAUCACCUUCAUCUCCAUUUACAUACACUGUAAACGAAAGCAGAAGGAGCUACGCACGAGCAGCGGCGUUGACGCAGUGGAUGGACCCGGACGAGAUCCCGAGCUCAGGCCAUUCUGCAGUCGCAGUCGCUCCCUCAUGAUAUUCAUGGCGAAGAAUUCAAAUAGCUCGACGACGCCACCGUCGAUAGAACAGACGAGGAUGCCGAACUGGAACUACUCGACGGAGUCGUCGACGCGUAUGACUUGCAUCAACGAAACCAAGCAUCCGAGUCAGUAGAGGCGCUCGCACCUCGAUGAUGGUCUCCUCACCCACCUACUUUCGUCCCGCGGCCUCGUGCCCACGCGCGCCUACAUGCACCAACACGCUUGCGACACAAGUAUAUCCCUCUGAAGGAACGGAGGC